This is a messenger RNA of Camellia sinensis, 1290 nucleotides long. The record is from RefSeq and is a predicted model, not a curated record. Lineage: Eukaryota; Viridiplantae; Streptophyta; Magnoliopsida; Ericales; Theaceae.
AUGCAGAGCCCCCAAAGCAGCUGUGGAAGCAACGGUGGCGACAGUAGCCGCGACGACGGAACUAGUGGCGACUUUUGUCGUGAGCUUACACCCUGCCGACUACCUUCUCCGAUAAAGGUUAGUAGCAGAAAUCCCCAAUCCGAUGAGCAAGUUGUUGAUGUCGAUCACUCCCAAUUAGGUUUACCUCACCUUCACGAUUCGCUUAUCCAAGAAAUUGUUCUCAGAUUGCCCGUCAAAUGGGUCUUUAGGUUCAAAGCUGUGUCCCCAAACUGGCUCUCUCGAAUUUCCGAACCCUCGUUUUCUCAAUUGUAUGUUUCUCGGAAAAUCAAUUUCAGAAUCCUUUAUAGGUACGUGUACGUAUCGCAUUUUCGGCAAAUUCUCGAGCGUCUGGAUCCCGAAUCGCCUGAUGUGUACCCAUCUGAGAAUUUCUCUGUGUUGUUUCUGUCUACUCACCAAGAACACCUACAACGCAGGAAACUGUUUAAGAUCUUGGCAACGAGCAAAGGCUUGCUUCUGUCUUGCUUGGUAGCUCCUUUAACUUACUAUAUGUGUGACCCUGUAACCACACAAUGGGUUACUUUACCCAAACCCCCAGACGGUGGUCUAAAUCUGCACCCCUUUUUUAUCGGCGAGGGCUUGAUUGCUUUCGCUAAUCAGGAUAAUAUGGUCACUAGCUACAAGGUGGUUCGUGUUGAAUGGCACCCUGUAGAGUCUGUUUAUCUCAAUUUCGAGGUCUUCUCUUCGGAGACCCCCUUUGAUCCUUACAAUUUUGAGGAAUGUAGACUGAUCGAUUUGCCCAAUUAUAGAGACAUUGAAAGCGAAAAUCAAUAUGAUGGAUCUUACCGUUUGUGCGAGGAGUGCCAAGGGAUGCUUAGGUAUUUUGAGGCAGCUCCUGAUAUCACGGAGGAUAUCUGUUUUAGUAUGUGGAUUAUGAGAGAUUAUAAAAAGGGGGAGUGGAAUUUAGUGCAUCGAGCUACACAUGAUGAAAUUUGGUCGGAUGAUCCUCAAAUAAGUAGCUAUUUAUUUCAUGUUCAUUUCAUUCCAUUAGCAUACCAUCCAUUUAAUUUGGAUAUCGUGUAUUUAAGAUGUGAGGAGAGAUCUUGUAUUGUCGCUUAUAACAUUAAAACAAAACGGUUGGAAGUUUCUUGUAAUCCAGUUGGCAUUGAUGAAAACCUUUCUUGGCGCGUGGUGAUUCCAUUUGUGCUCCCAAUGUGGCCGACACCGCUUCCUAAACGUGUUAGGAGGGGUGUGAAGCGUUCAAGGUCUAGUAAUGCCAGUAGUACAUGUUGA